AUGCAAUUUCAUGUUGUCCUAAUGGGGUCUGCAAAGAUCAAAUGGCCUUUAAGGAAUUCUCGUCUCGUCUUCGACGCUCUUGUGAACAAAAGAGCAUCGUUGACCGGGUUAACCUUGAAUGGCAAAUGUGCGUGGAGUUUCGCCGAGGAAAAAUAUGCCAUUGAUGCAAGCGGUGUGCGUGCGCCGGAUAACGGUCACCGCGAGCCGAAUAAGUGGUUUAACGUCGUACGUGGAAUGAUAAUGUUCACAGACUUCACUUGUCACGCGACUCAACGACAUUGCUAUCUGACGCCAUUCGUGGCCCCACUUUCUAACCCUAACAUUAGUAAAAGUGCAUGCAGAACUCGGGUCAAGAUUACAAUACAUCCUGUGCCAAGUAACCGUUGUAAAAGUGUGCCUUAA
This is a messenger RNA of Pieris macdunnoughi, 402 nucleotides long. NCBI's taxonomy places the organism in Eukaryota, Metazoa, Arthropoda, Insecta, Lepidoptera, Pieridae. The record is from the annotation of a GenBank genome assembly.